UAGCCAGCUGGGCAGGGCCUGGAAACAAAGUCAGGGAGGCUGAACUCCUGCUCACCAGUCGCCAGCCAGGAGCCUUGGAGUCGCCAGCCAGGAGCCUUGGAGUCGCCACCAUGGGGAUGUCCAAGUCACGAAGUUGCUUUGGGUACCCCUUGAGCAUCUUCUUCAUCGUGGUCAACGAGUUCUGUGAAAGAUUCUCCUACUAUGGGAUGCGAGCACUCCUGGUCCUGUACUUCAGAAACUUCCUCAGCUGGGACGACGACCUGUCCACGGCCAUCUACCAUACCUUCGCCGCCCUGUGCUACCUGACUCCAAUUCUCGGAGCCCUGAUUGCAGACUCGUGGCUGGGGAAGUUCAAGACGAUUAUUUCAUUAUCCAUCGUCUACACUAUCGGACAAGCAGUCAUCGCGGUGAGCUCCAUUAAUGACCUUACAGACCACGACCACAACGGCACUCCCGACAGCCUUCCUGUGCAUGUAGCUCUGUCCAUGAUCGGCCUGAUCCUGAUAGCCUUUGGUACGGGAGGAAUCAAACCCUGCGUGUCUGCGUUUGGUGGUGAUCAGUUUGAAGAGGGCCAGGAGAAGCAGAGAAACCAGUUCUUCUCCAUCUUCUAUUUGGCCAUCAAUGCUGGAAGCCUGCUCUCCACGAUUAUCACUCCCAUACUUAGGGUUCAACAAUGUGGAAUCCACAGUCAGCAAGCGUGUUACCCACUGGCCUUUGGGGUUCCAGCGGCUCUCAUGGCUGUCUCCCUGAUUGUGUUCGUCCUCGGCAGUGCAAUGUACAAGAAGUUCCAGCCCCAAGGCAACGUCAUGAGCAAAGUGGCCAAGUGCAUUGGUUUUGCCAUCAAAAACAGAUUCAGGCACCGAAGUAAGGCAUUUCCCAAGAGGGAACACUGGCUGGACUGGGCUAAAGAGAAAUACGACGAGCGGCUCAUCUCACAAAUCAAGAUGGUCAUGAAGGUGAUGUUCCUGUAUAUUCCACUCCCCAUGUUCUGGGCCUUGUUUGAUCAGCAGGGCUCCAGGUGGACUCUGCAAGCAACGACCAUGAGUGGGAAGAUCGGAGCUAUUGAAAUUCAGCCAGACCAGAUGCAGACUGUGAACGCCAUCUUGAUUGUCAUCAUGGUCCCCAUUAUGGAUGCUGCGGUGUACCCUCUCAUUGCAAAAUGUGGUCUCAAUUUCACUUCCCUGAAGAAGAUGACCGUUGGGAUGUUCCUGGCUUCCAUGGCCUUCGUGGCGGCUGCCAUCGUGCAGGUGGAAAUUGAUAAAACUCUUCCAGUCUUCCCUGGAGGGAGUCAAGUCCAAAUUAAGGCCUUGAAUAUAGGAGACAACAAUAUGACUGUGUAUCUUCCUGGAAUGCCCUUGACGCUUGAACAAAUGUCUCAAACAAACAAUUUCAUAACUUUCGAAGCAGACAAGCUGACAAAAAUAAACGUGUCUUCUCCUGGAUCCCCAGUCGCUACGGUAGACUAUGACUUUGAACCAGGCCAUCGCUACACCCUUCUAGUGUGGGGCCCCAAUAAUUCCGUUGUGGUAAAAGAUGGGCUUAACCAGAAACCAGAAAAAGGAGAAAAUGGGAUCAGAUUUGUCAACACCCUUGAUGAGACGCUGAGCAUCACAAUGAGUGGGAAAGUGUUUGAAAACGUCCCCACUAACAACGCCAGCACUUACCAGUUUUUCCCUUCUGGCGUAAAAGACUUCACAAUAAACAUCACAGAGAUUCAGCCUAACUGUCCACGCGACUUUAAGUCUUCCAACCUCGACUUUGGCAGCGCGUACACCUAUGUGAUCAGGAGGAUGAGCGAUGGCUGCCUGGAAGUGAAGGAAUUUGAAGACAUCCCACCCAACACGGUGAACAUGGCGCUGCAAAUCCCACAGUACUUCCUCCUCACCUGUGGCGAAGUGGUCUUCUCCGUCACGGGGCUGGAGUUCUCAUAUUCCCAGGCUCCAUCCAACAUGAAGUCAGUGCUUCAGGCAGGCUGGCUUUUAACCGUGGCUGUUGGCAACAUCAUCGUGCUCAUCGUGGCAGGGGCGGGCCACUUCGAGAAACAGUGGGCUGAGUACGUUCUGUUUGCCUCGUUGCUCCUGGUGGUCUGCGUGAUAUUCGCCGUCAUGGCUCGGUUCUACACCUACGUCAACCCCGCAGAGGUCGAAGCCCAGUUCGAUGAGGAGGAGAAGAAAAAGGUCACGGGGAAGGACAACCCGUAUGCCACCCUGGAGCCUGUCUCCCAGACUAACAUGUGAGGGCCAGGAGGCGAGGGGAGACCCACCCACUCCAGCAGGGACCCCGACCUCUGACCCCAGGGUCAGGACGCUCGGUUGCACAGCCUUGAUGGAGAAGACUUCAGAAUCGUGAACAAAUGAUAACUAAGCUGUUUUCUAAACUCCAGCUAUGGAAUCUGGAAUUCUACCAGGAGCCUUUUAAUCUUUCAUUUUUGGGGGGGCCGGUAGAGGGUUCAGGACAGAGUUUCUCUGUGUAGCCCUGGCUGUCCUGAAACUCACUCUGUUGACCAGGCUGUCCUUGAACUCAGAGAUCCGCCUGCCUCUGCCUCCCAAAUGCUGGGAUUAAAGGUGUAGCCCACCACUGCCCAGUUUUGUUCAAAGCACACACUUUAAAAAAAAAUACACUGGGCCAUGUCUUGUAUUUCUGUCACAGAAGUGAACUUAGUUCAGACUAACUUAAUUUUGAAAAGGUAACUGUACUGUUUUUUUUUUCUAAUGCUUUUAUGAAAACAAUGUUGAAUUUACAGAGGGCUUUUUUAAAUAGUAUAUAGAGAGUAUCAGCCAGUUUAAGCUGAUAACUUUACCUUAGGUUUUUUUGUUUUUCUAGUUUUCUUUGCCUUACCUUUUUAAAUUAUGUGUAACUCAGAAAGACCAUCAAGGGAGGGCCAGUGGUGAGCUUUGAAGUGUCACUGCUGUGAAAUAAACUCUUGUUCUUAA
Mesocricetus auratus (golden hamster) is the source of this 2933-nucleotide messenger RNA. RefSeq names its product solute carrier family 15 member 1 (gene Slc15a1). Lineage: Eukaryota; Metazoa; Chordata; Mammalia; Rodentia; Cricetidae. The record is from RefSeq and is a predicted model, not a curated record. Gene Ontology annotation, biological process: transmembrane transport; oligopeptide transport. Gene Ontology annotation, molecular function: dipeptide transmembrane transporter activity. Gene Ontology annotation, cellular component: membrane. The transcript is spliced from 23 exons. Bases 111 to 2237 code for a protein of 708 amino acids.